UGGGCCCGGUUCCGGGCCGUCCGGGACGGCGCCGGGGCCAUGUCGGCGCCGCAGCCGCUGCAGAUCCGCGAGGCGAACGCACACCUGGCGGCCGUGCACCGGCGCGCGGCGGAGCUGGAGGCGCGGCUGGACGCGGCGGAGCGCACAGUGAGCGCCCAGGCCGAGCGCCUGGCCCGCCACGACCAGCGGCUGCGUGCUGCUCUGGAGGAGCUGGGCCGCGCCAAGGACUGUGAGAUUGCCGCCCUCCAGCAGCAGCUGCUCACCUCCGAGGCCACUGUCCACAGCCUGCAGGCCGCCCUGCGCCAGAGGGACGAGCUCAUCGGGCAGCUGCAGCCCCGGGCCGAGCUGCUGCAGGACAUCUGCCGUUACCGGCCACCCCUGGCCGGGCUGCUGGCCACCCUGGCCCAAGCUGAACGCCUGGGGCCCCUGCCGGCCGGAGACCCCAGCCAUCCACCCCCCAGUGAGCCCAGUCCACGCCUUGCCAACAGCACCGGGGACGAGGAGGACAGGGGUCACCUGCAGCCUGCAGUGUUUGGGACCACCGUGUGAGCCCUGGAGCACAGACUCCACAACGGAGACGGAGUUCCGCUGCUGGGGUGUCCCCUCUGUGUCUGAGAGGGGGCCCAGUGGCAGAGCCACAGACCUUUCCAAGCAUCAAAACCUGCAAAAAAGUCAUAGGUUUCAAACAGGCAGCCUGUGGGCCAAAGGCAGAUGUGUAGCCCAGACGGAAGGCUUUGGUUUUGUUUUGCUGUUGUCGUUUUUAAAGAUUUGAAAUAAUCUGCACGCCCAGUGUGGGGCUGGAACUCAC
Hyaena hyaena (striped hyena) is the source of this 808-nucleotide messenger RNA. It is a transcript of the gene VMAC, whose product is annotated as vimentin type intermediate filament associated coiled-coil protein. The coding region runs from base 40 to 549 and encodes 169 amino acids. The record is from RefSeq and is a predicted model, not a curated record. The transcript has 2 exons. NCBI's taxonomy places the organism in Eukaryota, Metazoa, Chordata, Mammalia, Carnivora, Hyaenidae.